GUUAUUAAUAAGGGAACGAAAUGAAGCUAAUUCGUAUUCAGUCAUACACAACAAAUCGAAAGAAAAAUGAAAACUAACGACUUCUCUUCAUCGUCGUCGCCGAGCGAUCGCAGGAUCGGCGCUCUCCUCCGUCACCUCACCGCCGGGACAGAUGCGGAUCGCGUGAGCUCCGUUUUCGCCUCGCCUACGUCGGGAGGCGCGGGAGGUUCUGUUUUCGCUCAUCUUGUUCAAGCUCCCGAGGAUGCUAUUCUCGGGGUGACAAUUGCAUAUAACAAAGACCCUAGCCCAAUCAAGCUGAAUUUGGGAGUUGGUGCUUACCGAACUGAGGAGGGGAAACCUUUGGUUCUUAAUGUUGUGAGGAAAGCUGAGCAGCAGCUUAUCAAUGACAGGUCACGGAUCAAGGAGUAUCUUCCCAUUGUUGGAUUGGUUGAGUUCAACAAGUUAAGCGCUAAGCUCAUAUUAGGCGCUGACAGUCCUGCUAUUCGGGAGAAUCGGGUUACAACCGUGGAGUGUUUGUCUGGUACUGGUUCCCUGAGAGUUGGAGGGGAGUUUUUGGCCAGGCAUUAUCAUCAGAAAACAAUUUAUAUUCCUCAGCCAACAUGGGGAAACCAUCCGAAAAUUUUCACCCUUGCUGGUUUGUCAGUGAAAACUUACCGCUACUAUGAUCCAUCAACACGUGGGUUGAACUUUCAAGGUUUAUUAGAAGACCUUGGUGCUGCUCCACAGGGUUCGAUAGUGCUUCUCCAUGCCUGUGCUCAUAACCCAACUGGUGUUGAUCCAACCCUUGAACAAUGGGAGCAAAUCAGAAAGUUGAUGCGUUCCAAAGGAUUGAUGCCAUUCUUUGAUAGUGCUUAUCAGGGCUUUGCGAGUGGAAGUCUGGAUACAGAUGCGAAACCAAUUAGGAUGUUUGUUGCUGAUGGAGGAGAAUUGCUCGUUGCUCAGAGUUAUGCAAAGAACAUGGGACUCUAUGGAGAACGUGUUGGAGCUCUCAGCAUUGUAUGCAAAGCAGCAGAUGUAGCGGGAAGAGUUGAGAGCCAACUGAAACUUGUAAUAAGGCCAAUGUACUCAAACCCUCCGAUCCAUGGUGCAUCCAUCGUUGCUGUAAUCCUCCGUGACAGGAACUUGUUCAACGAAUGGACUCUGGAACUGAAAGCCAUGGCUGAUCGUAUCAUCAGCAUGAGGAAACAGCUUUUCGAGGCAUUACGUGCUCGAGGCACGCCUGGAGACUGGACUCACAUCAUCAAACAGAUCGGUAUGUUUACCUUCACAGGGCUAAACCCAGCUCAAGUCUCCUACAUGACUAAAGAGUACCACAUCUACAUGACAUCCGACGGGAGGAUAAGUAUGGCUGGUCUGAGCUCGAAGACUGUACCGCACCUUGCAGACGCUAUCCAUGCCGUUGUCACCAAAGCCCUCUGAGACAUCUCACACCACCACCACGGUUACAUGGUGAUAAUAAAGAAUCUUACCUUCUUUCAGUAUUUCCGGCAGUGACAAGUUAAUUGUCACUAAUAUUAUUGUUAUUUCAUCUCAGGGGUUAAUAAAGUAGGCAAGAGAGUUUUGUGCCUCUUCUACUAUUUACAUUCUCAAUGUAACUUUGUAGACAGCAACCAAUUUUCAAUUUUUGGUUCUAUCUUUUAAGGGUUUCUAGCUUAUGGAACCUAACAUAGAAUAAGAAUGUUGUUA
Messenger RNA from Brassica oleracea var. oleracea, 1686 nucleotides. RefSeq names its product aspartate aminotransferase 3, chloroplastic. Bases 67 to 1419 code for a protein of 450 amino acids. NCBI's taxonomy places the organism in Eukaryota, Viridiplantae, Streptophyta, Magnoliopsida, Brassicales, Brassicaceae. The record is from RefSeq and is a predicted model, not a curated record. Gene Ontology annotation, molecular function: L-aspartate:2-oxoglutarate transaminase activity; pyridoxal phosphate binding. Gene Ontology annotation, cellular component: mitochondrion. Gene Ontology annotation, biological process: biosynthetic process; amino acid metabolic process. The transcript is spliced from 10 exons.